Molecule: messenger RNA, 918 nt
Organism: Closterium sp. Naga37s-1
Lineage: Eukaryota; Viridiplantae; Streptophyta; Zygnematophyceae; Desmidiales; Closteriaceae
Source: the annotation of a GenBank genome assembly
AUGCACCUUCCAUUCCCUGCCACUCACCUUCUAUUCCCUGCCAUGCCCCUUUCCAUUCCCUGCCACUCACCUUCUAUUCCCUGCCAUGCACCUUCCAUUCCCUGCCACUCACCUUCUAUUCCCUGCCAUGCACCUUCCAUUCCCUGCCACUCACCUUCUAUUCCCUGCCAUGCACCUUCCAUUCCCUGCCACUCACCUUCUAUUCCCUGCCAUGCCCCUUUCCAUUCCCUGCCACUCACCUUCUAUUCCCUGCCAUGCCCCUUUCCAUUCCCUGCCACUCACCUUCUAUUCCCUGCCAUGCACCUUCCAUUCCCUGCCACUCACCUUCUAUUCCCUGCCAUGCACCUUCCAUUCCCUGCCACUCACCUUCUAUUCCCUGCCAUGCACCUUCCAUUCCCUGCCACUCACCUUCUAUUCCCUGCCAUGCCCCUUUCCAUUCCCUGCCACUCACCUUCUAUUCCCUGCCAUGCACCUUCCAUUCCCUGCCACUCACCUUCUAUUCCCUGCCAUGCACCUUCCAUUCCCUGCCACUCACCUUCUAUUCCCUGCCAUGCCCCUUUCCAUUCCCUGCCACUCACCUUCUAUUCCCUGCCAUGCACCUUCCAUUCCCUGCCACUCACCUUCUAUUCCCUGCCAUGCACCUUCCAUUCCCUGCCACUCACCUUCUAUUCCCUGCCAUGCACCUUCCAUUCCCUGCCACUCACCUUCUAUUCCCUGCCAUGCCCCUUUCCAUUCCCUGCCACUCACCUUCUAUUCCCUGCCAUGCACCUUCCAUUCCCUGCCACUCACCUUCUAUUCCCUGCCAUGCACCUUCCAUUCCUUGCCACUCACCAACUUCUCCCGCCACACAGUUGCCCCGCUUUCAUUGCUCUGAACCUCAUAUGGGGUGCUCAAGGCAUGGAUAGUAAGGGGUGGUAA